ACGUUUCUGCUGCUGCAAAAGCAAGAAAAGUGAAGUCAGACAUCUUUGAACUUUUUCUAAUUCUUCUUGAUGAAUUUAUUUUGUUAUCGCGGUUGAAAGGUGUAAAGAAUUUAUAAAUAAAAAAAGCACAAUUUAAUAAGAAAUUCGAUCACUAAACACAACUAAACCUUAAAUAACAUCAUGCCGCUUAAAUUGGACAUCAAAAGACGCCUAACAUCUCGCUCGGAUCGUGUGAAAUGCGUCGAUAUUCAUCCGGCCGAGCCGUGGAUGUUGUGCGCCCUAUACAAUGGCCACGUACACAUCAUGAAUUAUGAAAACCAACAAUUGGUGAAAGACUUCGAGGUUUGCGAUGUCCCGGUGCGUUCGGGACGGUUUGUAGCUCGCAAAAAUUGGCUCAUCACCGGAUCCGAUGAUAUGCAAAUCAGAAUAUUCAACUAUAACACUCUGGAGAAGGUGCAUUCGUUCGAGGCGCACUCAGACUAUAUUCGGUGCAUAGCUGUGCACCCAACUCAGCCUCUGGUUUUGACCAGCAGUGAUGAUAUGUUGAUAAAACUCUGGAAUUGGGAGAAGCUGUGGGCCUGCCAACGGGUCUUUGAAGGCCACACGCACUACGUGAUGCAAAUUGUGUUCAACCCAAAAGACAACAACACAUUUGCGUCGGCAUCGUUGGAUCGCACAGUGAAAGUUUGGCAAUUAGGUUCGAACUUUGCCAACUUCACAUUGGAGGGCCACGAGAAGGGUGUGAAUUGCGUCGAUUACUACCAUGGGGGUGACAAGCCUUACUUGAUAUCCGGUGCGGAUGAUCGCAUGGUAAAAAUCUGGGACUAUCAGAACAAGACCUGCGUCCAGACACUGGAAGGCCACGCUCAGAACAUCUCCGCCGUCUGCUUCCACCCAGAACUACCAAUUGUGUUGACAGGAUCCGAGGACGGGACUGUGAGGAUCUGGCAUUCGGGAACCUAUCGCCUCGAGACAUGUCUGAACUAUGGAUUUGAGCGUGUUUGGACGAUUGCCUGCAUGCGAGGAACAAACAACGUGGCCCUGGGCUACGAUGAGGGUUCCAUCAUUAUCAAAGUCGGUCGUGAGGAGCCAGCCAUGUCGAUGGACGUGAUUGGAGGCAAGAUCAUCUGGGCCAAGCACUCGGAGAUGCAGCAAGUCAAUCUGAAGGCCCUUUCUGACGAGACAGAGGUCAAGGACGGAGAGAGGCUGCCGGUGGGAGUGAAGGACAUGGGCGCCUGUGAAAUCUACCCCCAAACAAUCACCCACAAUCCCAAUGGACGCUUCGUUGUGGUGUGUGGGGAUGGCGAGUACAUCAUUUACACAUCCAUGGCCCUGCGUAACAAGGCCUUUGGCUCGGCGCAAGAAUUCGUGUGGGCUAUUGAGAGCAAUGAAUAUGCCAUUCGGGAGAACAAUGGAACUGUGAGGCUCUUCAGGAACUUCAAGGAGCGCAAGAGCUUCACCCCAGAAUAUGGCGCCGAAAACAUCUACGCUGGGUACUUGUUCGGAGUUAAGACAUCGUCCGGUCUGGCCUUCUACGAUUGGGAAACCUUGCAGCUGGUGAGACGCAUUGAGGUCCAGCCCAGGAAUGUGUUUUGGAACGAAGCUGGAACGCUAGUUUGUUUGGCUACAGAUGACUCGUACUUCAUACUCAGUGUUGACACAGGAGCCAUAGCCACUGCAAUAGAGACCAAACAAGGUCUCGAGGACGAUGGCAUCGAAACGGCAUUCGAUGUUUUGGGUGAGGUGAACGAGCAGGUGAGGACUGGUCUCUGGGUGGGAGACUGUUUCAUAUACACAAAUUCGGUCAACCGCAUCAAUUACUAUGUCGGAGGGGAAAUCGUGACCAUCUCGCAUCUAGACAGGACCAUGUAUCUGCUCGGCUACGUGCCCAAGGACAACAGACUCUAUCUGGGCGACAAGGAGUUGAAUGUCAUCAGUUUCUCACUUCAGCUGAGCGUGCUGGAAUACCAAACGGCUGUGAUGAGACGAGAUUUCGAGCGAGCUGACGUGGUCUUGCCAACGAUUCCGAAGGAACACCGCACACGUGUGGCGCACUUCCUGGAGAAGCAAGGCUUCAAGUCGCAAGCUCUGCAAGUGUCCACAGAUCCCGAUCACAGGUUUGAUUUGGCUCUGCAGAUCGGCGAACUCGAGGUGGCUCUCAAAUUGGCCCGUGAAUCCGAGAAUCCCCAGAAGUGGUCUGCCUUGGCCGAUGUGGCCUCGCGAAAGAACAACAUGGCUCUGGUCAAGGAGUGCAUGCAGAAGGCGAACGACUUCAGCGGUCUGCUUUUGCUUGCCACCAGCUCCGGCGAUUCUGAAAUGCUGAAGGACUUGGGAGAGGCCGGCUCAGCACAGGGCAAACACAACAUUGCAUUCCUUUCGACCUUCCUGCGUGGCGAUGUUACAGGCUGCUUGAACAUUCUCGUCGAAACAAAUCGCCUGCCCGAGGCGGCGUUCUUCGCUCGCACAUACAUUCCAAGCAAAAUGCCAGAAAUCGUGGCAUUGUGGCGCGAAGAGUUGGCCAAAUUCAAUGAAAAGGCUGGCCAGUCGCUGGCCGAUCCAAGUCAGUAUGAGAAUCUUUUCCCCGGCCUGAGCGAUGCCUUGCGGGUGGAGGAGUUCCUGCAGAAGGAGCAACAGCAGGUUCUGCCAGCUCGGAUCGCAUCUCAGGUCCCAUUGAACAUCAAUCGCAAUCCAUUGGAGGAGAUGAGGGCUGCUGAGGAGAAGGGAAUUUUCGAUGGCAACAAACCCGUAGUCGAUGUUGCUGACCACAAAAAGAAUGAUGAUUUCAUUGCCGCCGAAGCGAGCGCCAGCGCUAGCGCCAACGCCGCUCCUGUUCCACCGGCAGCAACAAAAGCUUCCUCCCUCGACUCAGAAGAUCACAGUGCGGAUGAUGAUCUGGAUUUGGAGAUAGACGGGAUGACUCUGGACGAAAAUAUCGAUACGACCGAUGUGAAUCUGGAUGAGUUCUUAAGCGAUGAUGAUUAGGACUACACAAAAAUCAAGAAAUAUAUUAAAUUACCAAUUGAACCAUCGAACUUGAGGUAACUUGGAAGAUGGCUACUUUAAGUUUGAACUCAUUGUCUUAGCUUGUAUUUUUCUAGGAUACAAACCAACUUCGUAGAGUCUUUCAUUUCGUUUCGUUACUUUUCUUUUUGUUUUCCAGAAGAGAAAAUCUUUGCGCAAGUCAAAAAAGAAUUCCUUCGUUUUUU
This is a messenger RNA of Eupeodes corollae, 3206 nucleotides long. RefSeq names its product coatomer subunit beta' (gene beta'COP). NCBI's taxonomy places the organism in Eukaryota, Metazoa, Arthropoda, Insecta, Diptera, Syrphidae. Gene Ontology annotation, cellular component: COPI vesicle coat. Gene Ontology annotation, biological process: endoplasmic reticulum to Golgi vesicle-mediated transport; intra-Golgi vesicle-mediated transport; intracellular protein transport. Gene Ontology annotation, molecular function: protein binding; structural molecule activity. The transcript is spliced from 2 exons. The record is from RefSeq and is a predicted model, not a curated record. The coding region runs from base 181 to 2982 and encodes 933 amino acids.